AUGUCGGCCAUUAUAGUAAUCAAUACUUACCUGAAUUUCCAGAGAAGGGUUCCCAGCUGCUCUUUUCAACAAUGCCGCGCCGCUGGACCCGACUCUGAAUGCAGCAAGGAUCUCGACUAUUUACUAACUGUACAUCUUUUCGACACACUCCAGCAGUUGACACUGGACUUGGGAGACGUCAUCGAACGCUUUCUGCUGUUCGUGCAGCCCUGGUUGCCCAUAUUCCAUCCCCCGACUCUGCGACAGAAAGCCUUGACAUUGCGGGUGGCUCCUUCAGCCGAGCUGGCGUGUUUUCUACUCCACAUAUUGCUUGUUACUCCGCCCGGCUCGAUCUCCUCCUUGGAAGCCUUUUUACCGGUCUUGUACGAAGACUGCAAGUCCUUGUUCUACCUCCUGCAGGCCCGCCGUCGAAACCGUCUACUCACUAUCCAAUCCGGACUCUUGCUUGCUGUUUACGAGCAAGGCAAUUGCAGCUCCUCUGAUGCGUAUAUCAGUCUGGCAAGUUGCGCCAGCCUGGCGCAUGUCAUGGGACUGGGCCAGCCUUCUGAUGGCACGUGCUCAGCCAAAGAUAAGGACAGCGAAGACAGGAGCCGGGUAUGGUGGGCGCUCUAUUUCCUCGAUAGACUCAACUAUGUCUCCGACGAGCAAUUGGCCCGCGUCCCACUCCUCCGCAACGCACAGAUGGGCGAUCGUCUGUCGGGGAGUAAUGGGCUAUGGGCCCCCCCGCGACGGAUGGAUAAGGUCAGUACCUUGACCGUUCCGUUAGUGCCUGCAAAUGAUUUAAUGGCUAUUAGCGAUUUCGGCGAAUUGAUCCAGGCCAUGCACACCGUGCAAUGUGUCCUACAUCUGACGAGAGAACUCUCCACCCGUCCUGAGGCCCUUUAUAUGGUGGUCGCGUUAUACCUCAUGUCACUAAUUGAAUUGCAUGAAAAAAGACUGGUUUAUUUCAGCCGCCAAAGCGAUCCUUCCUCUGUCCGAGAGUCUUCCACGGCCGCUCUCGAAAUUGCUCUCAAGAUUUUCGGAGAACUCAUGAGAGUGGACGAUGCCUGGAAGAUUCUUGAAAUUGACAGGAUGCCAGUGAUAGCUGUUGUUUUGUUCGAGAAGAUGGCAUCUGUAGCCAUCUUGCUGCAAUUGCAGCACAAUCACAAUAUUGAAGAUGCAGUGCAAGCCUUGAGCAGGGCGAUGGAGCGGGCAAGCAUGCGAUGGGAAGUCAUAGGUAAAACCGCAUCACAUCUCCGUGCUGCCUGGGUUCGCUUACCAAAAGCUGCUUUAACCCUUGGGUAA
Penicillium arizonense is the source of this 1284-nucleotide messenger RNA. Its product is annotated as fungal specific transcription factor domain-containing protein. Gene Ontology annotation, cellular component: nucleus. Lineage: Eukaryota; Fungi; Ascomycota; Eurotiomycetes; Eurotiales; Aspergillaceae. The record is from RefSeq and is a predicted model, not a curated record. Bases 1 to 1284 code for a protein of 427 amino acids. Gene Ontology annotation, molecular function: zinc ion binding; DNA-binding transcription factor activity, RNA polymerase II-specific; RNA polymerase II cis-regulatory region sequence-specific DNA binding. Gene Ontology annotation, biological process: DNA-templated transcription; positive regulation of transcription from RNA polymerase II promoter by galactose. The transcript is spliced from 4 exons.